Messenger RNA from Trichogramma pretiosum, 468 nucleotides. RefSeq names its product H/ACA ribonucleoprotein complex subunit 3 (gene Nop10). Gene Ontology annotation, biological process: positive regulation of telomerase RNA localization to Cajal body; snRNA pseudouridine synthesis; rRNA pseudouridine synthesis. NCBI's taxonomy places the organism in Eukaryota, Metazoa, Arthropoda, Insecta, Hymenoptera, Trichogrammatidae. The coding region runs from base 134 to 328 and encodes 64 amino acids. The record is from RefSeq and is a predicted model, not a curated record. The transcript has 2 exons. Gene Ontology annotation, molecular function: telomerase RNA binding; box H/ACA snoRNA binding. Gene Ontology annotation, cellular component: box H/ACA snoRNP complex; box H/ACA telomerase RNP complex.
GCACUGCGCACAUGUUAACUUUCAGGUUAUUUUCGGUGCACCACGGGUAUUCGACUUGGAUCAUUUGAAGUAGCAACACUGUGUGCUGUGCAACGUGCUUUUUAGUUAAUUUUUCAAAAGAAAUAAAUCAAAAAUGUAUCUCAUGUACUAUCUGGAUACCAAGGGAGAGCGCAUCUACACCUUGAAGAAAAAGGAUCCUUAUGGAAAACCUACUGUCUCUGCUCAUCCAGCCCGCUUUUCUCCUGAAGACAAAUACUCAAAAGAGAGAAUAACGCUAAAGAGAAGACAUGGUCUUUUGUUGACACAACAGCCUGCGCCUGCUUAUUAAAGCAUCAGCAUGUGUGAAUUAAAUUUAACGUUUAAAUUAACUUCAAGUACUUUUCUAAGGUGUAGAUAUAAUUUUAAAUGUAUCAAAAAUGUAUUCAUUAAAUAAGGAAAAAUUAUAUUUUACUAUUUAAUAAUGCAACA